Suillus subalutaceus is the source of this 1183-nucleotide messenger RNA. RefSeq lists its product as uncharacterized. The record is from RefSeq and is a predicted model, not a curated record. Lineage: Eukaryota; Fungi; Basidiomycota; Agaricomycetes; Boletales; Suillaceae. The transcript has 4 exons. Bases 378 to 893 code for a protein of 171 amino acids.
CUGGUGUCAGAAGUGAUGCCUACUUCACAGCCGGCUGUUCACAUCCGGCAUGUACCACUGGUUCAGAAGGGAACAACAUACCCAUAGGCUGUGUUCAUUUAUUAACGAUGACAUUCACGGUGUCAUCUGGAGCCCGGACACCAUGCCCAGAAGUCUCUGUGGCGGCUCGGCGCCACCCCAAUUUUGCAUUUCCGCCUGCCGCAUGCCCAUCCUCCAUUGUGCAUGCGGAGUUCAUGCGAAGUCCGUUGAACUUGAGAAUCCGGAUACGAAAUUAUCCCAUGAACACUGUUUCAUAUACUGUCUCGAUAUCACUGUCGUCGGCAAACUCGGACCAUAUGUGUCUUGACUCCGAUUUGACUAUAAUAAUGGCCUGGUAAAUGCAAGGUUUGCCAUCAAAAGUUCUACACCUAUCCCAUUUCAAUAAACGCAACUCGUUCAUUUACUGCGCACUCACCUUCGCGACGAUGACGAUUCCAGGCAACCUUCGAACUGGGACUUAUACUCUUAGGAAUGCUAGUACAAAUGACUUUGUCAUUGUACAAGGCCCAAAAGCUGCUACCCUGGUAACAAGCAACGAUGGCCGAGCAGAGAAUGCUGCAUGGGUACUUGAAAAACUCAGUGGGUAUUACGACAGGUACAACAUUAGGAAUUUUGCGCACAACUCGUAUGCCACUGUCAACUCUGCGCAAAAAAGAAGUGCUGCACUCACAUGUGGGCGCGAGGUGUGCCCUUGGAGCAUCAGACCAACUGGAUACGGAACAUAUGUGAUAUCACCACACUCAGACGCUUCGUUAUUUUGGAGCCUGACAACAUCCGGAGAUCACUCACAGGCGCUGUUGACGGAUGAUCGGACCAGCACCGUUCAUUGGUACUUGCAUCGUGUGUCGGCCUGAAGACAUGAAUGGACAAUGGGCUGCAGUGCACAUGAUAGUUGAACUCAUCAUAGAAUAGGAGCCCUCCUAUCCUCCAAAUCUCAUGUUCGACGCGGAGUGACUGAGGGAGGCGGCAAGCUAAGUGGAGGCGCUGGUACGAUAGUAUAUGUGAUCUUGUUACCUAUGUAUUCGAACUCAGACAGGUUCUUCAAGCUACACCUUUGUAUUAGUCAAUCAUUUAAUGACGUUAGUUUGUAACAAUAGCCUAUCCGCAUACCGAACAACCGUGACAAGAAAAGAAUCGAUUCCAG